AUGAAAAGGUUCACGAGGAAGAACAACUUCCAAGAUCAUAUAAGAUCAUCAAACCGAAGGCAAUACGAAAGAUCUCCUCAAUCAUCAAAGCAAGAGACGGUGGAUGCACAAGUGCUAUGCUAUAAUUGUCGAAAACCAGGACAUUUCAAGGCAAAUUGUCCUCAUCCCAUAGUCCGCAAAUAUCAGGACCAUGAUACAAGCACAAGCUCACCAAAAGAAGCUAUUGAAUCUAGUAAGAGAAGUGGAAAACAAGAGUUAACAAACUCUCAACACGAGAGAAGAAGAAAUGCAAUGGUGGUAAAUGAACCAGCUGGAGAAGAACUACCCGAAACAAGCACUUCAAGCUCAAGUUCAGAGAGCGAAAGUUCGGGGGAUGAGAAAGGUCUUCUAUGUCUAUUCAGUAAGGAAGAAGAAGCAGACGAUUUGUGCUUAAUGGCGAAUGAUGAUGAGGUAAACUCUCAAACCUCCUCAUCUACUCAAAUAGAGAUUAGUUCUGAAAAUGAAAGAAAUCCAAAUGAAACUAUCUUUGAGAUGAUGAUGGAUUUCAAGGUAAUUAAAAACACAUACUCCAAAUUAAAAGAAGAGAACUCUCGACUAUUGACCAGCGACGAUGAGCUAAGGCGAGUUAAAAUUGACAACAUUAAGCUAGCCAUCGCAAAAGAUCAGCUCGAGAAGCAAGUUCUUCUUUUCAAGGAGCAGUGUACAGAAAGAGAGUUGCGCGAGCAACAUCUAUGUGAGGUUCUUGAUUCGUUUAACAAAUCAUCCAAUCUAAUGGAUCAACUAGUAAAUGGAUUGAAACCGCCAGGGGAAAGAACCGGAAUUGGUUAUGACCUCAGCUCCCCUUCACAUAUCUUGUUGAACAAAUCCACAGACAUUUACUCACAUGAAAGUUUUAAGUCUGCAUUUGUUCAAGGCCCUACCCAAAUGUAUGAGCCAAUGAUAAAGAUUAAAAAUCGUGAUCAACCACAAUCAACAAGCCAAUCGAAAGGAAAUGUUGUACAACGGAUUGUGGAACCUCGGAAUGGAAAUUACUUGAAAGGUAAUCCUAGGCAUAAUACUAAUGUUAAAAGGAAUGGACCGAAAGGAAAUAGACCCAGUCUAUACUAUCAAAAAGGUCAGCCUACAAGAAAGGAUCCACGAACGUAA
Messenger RNA from Ipomoea nil (Japanese morning glory), 1146 nucleotides. Its product is annotated as lisH domain-containing protein C1711.05-like. NCBI's taxonomy places the organism in Eukaryota, Viridiplantae, Streptophyta, Magnoliopsida, Solanales, Convolvulaceae. Bases 1 to 1146 code for a protein of 381 amino acids. The record is from RefSeq and is a predicted model, not a curated record. The transcript has a single exon. Gene Ontology annotation, molecular function: nucleic acid binding; zinc ion binding.